GAUCUAGAUGUUGGGGGUGUGGUGAGACGACGAAAUAAGAAGAGAGAUCCUAUCAUAAUGACUGAUUACAGAAAGUCACUACCAGCACUAGCAAUGAGUGAUUCCUCUCUUUUACCUCCGUACUCUGUUAAUAGUAGUCUAUCCAGUGAAGAUUUGAGAGCUGAUGCAGAGUCCUUAUCAAGUCAAGGAUCCUUAGACAGACAGCAUUCUGGUGGUCACAGACACGACUAUUCGUACAAUCAAACAAAUUUGAGUGCAUCAAGAUCAAAGAGUGGUUCUACAGAUAUGCUGCCUGACAAACCUAAGAAAGAAAAGUCAGGCUUACUAUCUAGAUUCAAAAGUAGAUCACGAGAACUAUUGGAUGAUAGUCCUAAACACCAAACAGUUUCCCCUCAAACCUCUCAAGUUGUGUCAUUGGAAGAGUUCUUAGAAGAAUCCAGAUACCGUGAAUCAACUGACACAGACUGUGGUCCUGUGUUUGAAGGACCACCAGAUGACACGGGGAGGAUGCCUUCAAAGAACAGUGAUAUGGAUGGGCAAAAUGACUUAUCCAGGGAUAGAUCACCAACUCAACAAUCUCAUUUAACAUCAUCAUUCAAGUCUGAUACUUCACAACAAUCUGAAUUCGUAGUAAAUAUAAGCGGUGCUAAUUACACAUCCACUCCAACAUCAUCCAGAUCAGAAUAUCCUGCUGGCAGAUCUGACAGUUUAAGAUCUUUAAAACGUAUGGCACCACCACCACCACCACCUCCUUCAAAUCAACAAAGGUCUACUGGACCAUCACCAGCUGGGAGAUCCAGACAGCCAAUUGGAGGAAAUAUUCCAAUUAUGAAAGAUAACUCACCAAGGGACUACAGUGCACCAACUAAUAGGACUACUUACGAUAGGCCUAAGAACUUGGCUGGUGAUGUGGGCAGAUACAGAAAUGGUACUGACUCUCCUAAUGACAUGUAUUCUAGUACUCAGUCACCAACGGGCAGUACAAGGGACCGCAGACAAGCACCCACCACUGCACCAAUGGCAACACCAUCACCACAGAAUAGCAACAUAGCAAGACCACGACCACGACCCCCCAAUCGUCCAAAUGAUGAACAACCUUCUCCAGGAGGUGCCGCUCCAGCUGGUGGCAGUGGUGCAGCUGGUCCCAGGGAGGGCAUGACAAAAGAACAGUCAGUAUGGUAUGAGUAUGGAUGUGUUUAAAUGAGUGAUAUGCAACAGUGUGGCAAUUUUUUUGUAUAUAUUCGCUAUAUGUAUUCAACAAUACUUUAUAUGUUGCUGCUGAGAAUUGUAAAAGUACAAUGUAUUUAUAUAUUAGAUUCAAGAAUUGAAUUAUGACUAUGUAUUAAAAUGUGACAUGCACUGUGUAUUUUGUGCAUUUCUCAUCAAGUAUGAUUAUGUCUUCUGGCAUGUCUAUUGCUCAUACAUGUAGUACAUGUAUGCGUGUCUGUCUGUGUGUGUGAGUGUGUGCGUUGUCUGCCACUCAUAGUACAUUUUGGACUGUGAUUCAUUCUUAUUUGUGCAUCAUGUAGUUUUGAAACACUUGCAUGUGUUGAAAGAGAUUUGUUUAACAUUUGAAACAUGUACAUCAUAACUAUACAACCGUACUUUAUUGACUAUUAAUGUAUACAUUGUUAUCAUAUUAAUUACUCAAACUUCAUGUCUCACCAGAAGGUUCUCACACAAGUAGUAGCGUUAUUAAUCCCUGUAUGCAUGUCUACCAAGUCAGCAGGCCCACAUCAAUUAAAGCUUGUCUCUAUUAAUAUUUCAUAUUUAACGUUUGUAACAUCAUUUUUCAUCAGAUAUGAGAGGAAAGAACCCAAUAUUGGCAUCUGUCAUCCAAAUGAAUAGCAUAUACAUGCUAAAUUUUUACUUUAAGUUUUUGGUAGCCAAGUGCAUGUUCAAAGUGUGGAAUUAAUAUUUGGUGUGAUUUAGACAUGAAUGGUACUUAUCAAUGCUCUCAUUCUGUUUCUUUAUUUCACAUACUGUCGACGUUGUUUCAAUUAUGUGGCAUUUUCAUUCAAUUUACAUGACAACUAGUUAUAUGGGAUUAUAUACUCGGUAGUACCAACUGGAAAAUACACCUAAGAUACAUUGUUUUUUCCUACUCCACUUUCAUGGUAACUGCCAUUCAUCUUAUCUAUCACCACCACCACACCUUCAUGUUAUUUUCAUAUUUUGACUCCUCUAUCAUUUUCUACAUUCAGCUGACAGGUGACAGCGUCCCUGGGACAACAUCAUUUGCUGAUUGGCAGGGUUCUGCUCUACUUGUGUGACAUUUUCUUUGGUAGAAGCUGUUUAUUUGCAAGACAAAAUGUCCUGAACUUUUACUUUCCAUUGCAUAUUUUUUAUUUUGUAUUUUAACCUGUUUGGUUGUCAUGUGAACAGCUCUUGUAUUUAAAUAACAUUUUCAUAUUUAACACUUUCACAGUUCCAAUCAUGUCAGAACUAUGGAAAUGAAAUCAGUGUGUAGACUAAGAUAAAAUACGGAUAUUUAAUUCAAGGCCGAGGCCAAGGCCAAGUCCAUAGAUAAAAAUAUGCAAUUUAUUUUAACAGUUAUAUAAAUAUGUACAAUCGUCAUUUGGUGGUCUUUUUUUUUUAAACAGAAGCUGCCCAUGAAAUAAAGUUUUGAGAGGCAAUUAUGUAGCUAUAAGA
Molecule: messenger RNA, 2652 nt
Organism: Saccoglossus kowalevskii
Lineage: Eukaryota; Metazoa; Hemichordata; Enteropneusta; Harrimaniidae
Product: girdin-like
Biological process (GO): cytoplasmic microtubule organization; cytoskeleton-dependent intracellular transport
Cellular component (GO): cytoplasm; centrosome
Molecular function (GO): microtubule binding; dynein light intermediate chain binding
Source: RefSeq, a predicted model, not a curated record